AUGCCGUCUGAAAAGUCGAUUUAUCUUCCGAACGCGACUUUAAGUCGAAAUGCAUACAUUUCUAGUAUGGAGGAGUACUUGAAAUUCUAUCGGGAAUCGCUCGACAAUCCAUCUGAAUUCUGGGGUCGGAUCGCCAAACAAUUUCACUGGGAGACUCCAGCUGAUGCGAAGAAGUUUAUGCAGUACAACUUCGACCCCACAAAGGGUCCUGUCCAGAUUAAGUGGAUGGAGGGUGCUUCGACAAAUAUUUGCUACAAUUUGCUAGAUAGGAAUGUAAAAAAUGGAUUAGCUGAUAAUAUCGCAUUUUAUUGGGAAGGAAACCAUCCAGAGGAUUACUCAAAAGGACUGACUUAUAGAAAAUUACUCGAGGAAGUAUGCCGAUUUGCUAAUGUCUUGAAAGAUCAUGGAGUUAAAAAAGGAGAUUGUGUUGCUCUCUACAUGCCCAUGAUAUUAGAGUUGCCAAUUGCCAUGUUGGCAUGCGCGCGAAUUGGUGCUAUACACUCUAUUGUUUUCGCUGGAUUUUCAUCUGAUUCUCUAGCUGAAAGGAUGCAUGAUUGUAAGGCUAAGGUCCUUAUAACGGCAGACGGUGCUUGGCGGGGAGAAAAGCUAUUAUACUUGAAGGCUACCUGUGAUGAGGCUCUACAUAGAUGUGAAGAAUUGGGCCACAAAGUGGAAACCUGCAUUGUAGUCUCACAUUUAAGACGAGUGACACCAUGUGUAGAGGACACUCCGGAAGAGGAUAUUCCAAUGACAGAUGACCGUGAUUUUUGGUGGCACGAAGAAAUGGAGGAUAAAGAGGCCGCAUGUUACCCAGAGUGGAUGGCUGCAGAAGAUCCGUUGUUUAUGCUUUACACAAGUGGUUCUACAGGCAAACCUAAGGGGGUGUUACACACGACAGCUGGGUAUUUAUUGUAUGCCAGCACAACGUUCAAAAUCGUAUUCGACUACAAGCCAGGUGAUAUUUAUUGGUGUACAGCCGACAUUGGUUGGAUUACUGGCCAUACUUAUGUUGUAUAUGGUCCUUUAGCAAAUGGUGCUACGUCUGUGAUGUUCGAAGGCACUCCUUUUUAUCCUGACAAUAGCAGAUUCUGGCAAGUUAUCGAAAAAUACAAGGUUUCUCAGUUUUACACGGCGCCAACAGCCAUUCGUGCUUUAAUGAAAUUCGGAGAAGAGCCAGUGAAAAAAUGCAACCUUUCAACCUUGAAAGUUCUAGGAAGUGUUGGUGAGCCAAUCAAUCCGGAAGCAUGGCUUUGGUACUAUCGUUAUAUUGGACAAGAAAAGUGCUCAAUUGUUGACACUUUCUGGCAAACCGAAACAGGAGGUCAUGUCAUUACUCCACUUCCAGGUGCAACGCCGAUGAAGCCAGGAUCCGCAUCGUUCCCAUUCUUCGGAGUGAAACCAGUGUUACUUGAUGAAAAUGGAACAGAAAUAAAGGGAGAGGGAGAGGGUUAUUUAGCAUUUUCACAACCAUGGCCAGGAAUGAUGCGAACACUCUAUAAUAAUCAUCCCCGUUUCGAAAAUACGUAUUUUUCAAAGUUUCCAGGGUACUAUUGUACAGGAGAUGGUGCUCGUCGUGACUCUGAUGGCUACAUUUGGAUCACUGGUCGUGUAGAUGAUAUGUUGAAUGUUUCCGGUCAUUUAAUGUCAACUGCCGAAGUAGAAGCAGUUCUCACAGAACAUGAUCAAGUUUCGGAAGCUGCUGUUGUCGCCAGACCACAUCCAAUUAAAGGACAAUGUCUAUAUUGUUUCAUAACACCAAAUCAGAAUGAAGUUUUCAAUAAGAAGCUAAUAGAUGAACUAAAGCACUUAGUGCGGGAAAGAAUUGGGCCAUUCGCUCAACCAGACGUAAUACAAAAUGCUCCCGGACUACCGAAAACGCGUUCAGGCAAAAUUAUGCGCCGUGUACUUCGAAAGGUAGCUGUGAACGACCGCGAUGUAGGCGAUAUUUCUACCCUAGCUGAUGAAGCAGUUGUAGAGGAAUUGUUUGCGAACCGGCCUAAAGAAGCAAAAUAAACUGCUUGAAAUUUGAAUAAUUUUUAGUUUUAGAAUGCACCUCAAAGUAACGGUAAUGUAUUGUAAUAUUUAGUGUUUGUGAAAUGAAAGGUACAAGCUAAGAGCUAACAUGAAAAUAUCCCAAUUUGCAUUGUUUAUAUUUAUGAAUUUGAAGAUAGCCUUGAAAUAUAGUAAGAUGAAUAUCAAAGACUUGGGAGUGAAGGUCCUUUUACUGGCCUGGCAGAAACCCUUGUUAUGGGUUCAUAUCAAAUUUGAUAUUAGUUUAUCAUAAGUGGCCAUAUAACAUAGCGUAAUAUGAAUUAAAAUAGAAACACUCCACAAUUCAACAUUUUUCUCAUAUUCUUAGCUAACAAGUUGAGCUUCCCUUAUUCAAAAAAUAUGUAAAUUUAUUUUUGUAUUACUGGAAUUUUCACCGCAUUUUGUUUAAAUUGUUAUAAAUCCACGCUAUCUUAAUGGCAUAGAACAAGUAAAAAUGUUUUUUAUAUUAUAGAUAUACGCAAUGUAUAUUCAGAAAGUAUAAAGUCCGAUGAAUUACUCGAUUGUCACUCUGAUCAGACAGAGAAAUAUUAGAGGAGCUUAAAUACGAUUGAUUGAAAAUUCCCUUAGAAACAAUACUGCUUUAUGACAGCUGAUACUGUAAUCUAAAUAUUCGAAAUAUCUACAUGCACGUGCUUGUACUAGACAACGGAGCAAAACAAAAAUACCGUGAUUAUAUCAAAAUUUACUUUUCUGAGAAAAACGCAGAUAAGAAACACACCUCCAAAGAACCAAUUGAUUAUUUAAUCGUUACGACUUUGAGAGCAUUAUCUUUAGAAUAUAUAAUUAUAUUAUUUUUAUAGAGAAGUCUAAGACAAAUUACUUACUAGAAAGUAACUCUCGAUGUAUAUUUUGUUGUUCAGUUUUUGAAAUUCAAAGGGUGAUAUAUUAUUUUUGUACACAUGUUUGUUAUCAAAUGCACACUCUACAUUAGAUGAAUCUUGCAUAUAUUAUACAUAUAAAUGGAACAAUCUAGAAUUAGAAUGUAUGUGCUUAGAUAUAUCAUGUGGGUGGAUUAUGCGCCUGUGAUUAAGGUGAUAUAUCAGAUUUCCGCCAACGGGGUUAAUUUACGGCUAAAUUCUGAACGUUUAAAUUUUACUUAUGCUCAGUAAUUGAAAGGAGUCACACAACGAUAGAACACGGCACAAUAUUAUAUUUUUAAUUCUCUAUGAAAUGAGAAGUUAAUUAUAUUAAUAUUAUAUUUAGCCAUUUCUGCACAAAUUUCAUUUUAAAAUACUCGAGCAUAAUUCAAAUUGGAAAAUGUGCAAACCACACUUACAGUAAACAAACAACCUAUAUGUAGUUGUUGUUUUCUUUUCAACAUUUUGAAAUACAAAUUUUUCGUUAUGUUUAGUUUAACAAGUUGUAGUUCAAAUAUGCACGCCUUAGAAAUUCUAUCAUUCCUUCAUAUUUAAUGUUCAGACAUACAAACAAACUUCAUAAUUUAGUUUUUAAGUGACACGUACCUACAUAGGUAAAUGUACCUAAUGCUAUUUAUUUUUGUAACAACAACAAUUUAUUUUAUUUUUGUGAACAUAAAAGUACGCGCUCACAUGGAAGA
Molecule: messenger RNA, 3610 nt
Organism: Hermetia illucens (black soldier fly)
Lineage: Eukaryota; Metazoa; Arthropoda; Insecta; Diptera; Stratiomyidae
Gene: AcCoAS
Product: acetyl-coenzyme A synthetase
Exons: 6
Coding region: 1-2013 (670 amino acids)
Molecular function (GO): acetyl-CoA synthetase activity; AMP binding
Source: RefSeq, a predicted model, not a curated record